UACGUGCCCAAGGUCAACAUGAGAUGGCUAUUAAUCUUGUAAAAUACGUCUUACACAAUAACAAGGUGAACAGAUUAUAUCGGUUGGUUGGAAAGUGGUUGGCUGAAACUCGAUCUAGCAACUCAAGGACAAUUUUGGAGCAGUACCUUAAACCUGCAGUGGAGCUCGCUGAUCCUAGAAAAAGUAUAGACAAGAAGUGUAUACAGAGACAGUGCCAAACACAUUUUCUUCGUGUACACUAUUCUGAUGCUCUAUUAAGAAGUUAUGAAGAAAGGCUCGUCUCUAAUGAAUGGCAAGCAGCAUUGCGACUAAGAAAGCACAAGACAAAGGAGCUUGAAGUACUUAUCAAACGACUAAAAACUUCAACAAAGGAAAGUACCACCUUUUAAUGCCAGUUUUCCUGGUGUACUGCCAUUCAUUACCUUCCUGUGGGAGAUAAGUUAUUGUUUAAUUCUUGUUUUUCACUUUUGACACUUUUCUCAAUGUAUUCUGUAGGCAGAAAAGAUGGAUUUGUCGAUAAAAAUACAGGAAUUGCAAAAGCAGCUCACAAUGGAUAAGAGGGAGGCUGAAAAGCUGCAUGUAUAAAAUAAAGGGUCUUGUUAAUUUUAGAAAAAGUUGCCAUGGAUUGAUGGUGUAUGCUUACCAAAUAUCAUGUAUCUCAGUGGUUGGCGUGUACGUAGCUUAAGGUCAUGGG
This is a messenger RNA of Papaver somniferum (opium poppy), 694 nucleotides long. RefSeq names its product serine/threonine-protein kinase ATM-like. The transcript is spliced from 3 exons. Gene Ontology annotation, biological process: DNA damage response. Lineage: Eukaryota; Viridiplantae; Streptophyta; Magnoliopsida; Ranunculales; Papaveraceae. The record is from RefSeq and is a predicted model, not a curated record. Gene Ontology annotation, molecular function: protein serine/threonine kinase activity. Bases 24 to 389 code for a protein of 121 amino acids.